Chenopodium quinoa (quinoa) is the source of this 1591-nucleotide messenger RNA. RefSeq names its product protein GrpE-like. Gene Ontology annotation, biological process: protein import into mitochondrial matrix; protein folding. Lineage: Eukaryota; Viridiplantae; Streptophyta; Magnoliopsida; Caryophyllales; Amaranthaceae. The record is from RefSeq and is a predicted model, not a curated record. Gene Ontology annotation, molecular function: adenyl-nucleotide exchange factor activity; protein homodimerization activity; protein-folding chaperone binding. The coding region runs from base 279 to 1211 and encodes 310 amino acids. Gene Ontology annotation, cellular component: PAM complex, Tim23 associated import motor. The transcript has 6 exons.
CAUUUGUCAAACCUUCUAAACCCUUCCAAAAACCCUCAAAAUCACAACUCCCACGUAUCCAAAUCAAAAUAUUAUCAACCAACUCCCAAAACGACGACCAUUAAGCAACUUUACCCCAUUCCGACGUCGUUUCGUACACCUCUUUAGCUUCUUCUCCAAGAACCUUGUUUAACCUUCAGACAAUUUCUCCCUUCUCCCUUCUCCCUCAAUUCAUCAACUUCCAUUUCUUUCUCUCUCUACUUUCUCUCUCUAGAUUUCUCCAUCACAAAGCGCCGAAAAUGUCGCUAACUAGGGUUUUGGGAAGAGCGUCGAGAACUACGCUUUCCCAAUGUCGGGCCUACUUUCUCUCUCCUCCUCCUCCUCUUCAUCAACACAAUUCCCCUUUCUCUGUCCUAUGCAAUCGAUUUCAUUCUCUUUCCGACGUUUCUAGCAAGGCAUCUCCUUUGCAUAAUGGAAUAUGUAGUAUUGUUGCUUUCCCUCAUCGUGGAAUGUCAACCUUUGCAUCUCCUGAACAAGAGCAGGGGACACCUGCUGAGAAAAAAGGAGAUAAUGGUAGUGCUGAUGGUGCAAAGCAAUCAGGUGAGGGAAUUAAUGCAGACAGUGAGACUUCUGUACAAAGUCAAGAAACAGAUUCCAAGGAAAACAUGGAUGACCUUUCCAAAGAAGAUCUGGUAAAACUUGUGCUAGAGAAGGAGGAAACCUUAGAGAACAAACAAAAAGAGUUUGCUGAAUUUAAAGACAAAUUUCUUCGUAGUUAUGCCGAAUUAGAGAAUAUCAUGGAAAGAACACGACGUGAUGCAGAGAACUCAAAGAAAUUUGCCGUGCAGAGUUUUGCAAAGAAUCUACUGGAUGUUGCUGACAACCUUGGCAGAGCAGCUUCUGUAACCAGAGAGAGUGCCAAUAAAAUUGAUGUCUCUCAGGAUACUGUUGGAGCAAUGCCACUUUUGAAAACCCUUCUGGAAGGUGUAGAAAUGACUGAAAAGCAGCUUGCAGAGGUAUUCAGAAAAGCUGGUGUUGAGAAAUAUGAAUCUAUCGAUGAGCAAUUUGAUCCUAACAGGCAUAAUGCUGUGUUUCAAGUUCCUGACAAUUCUAAGCCUCCUGGUACUGUUGCUGUUGUCCUCAAGGUGGGCUACACUCUCAACGACAGGAUCAUACGACCAGCUGAAGUUGGUGUUACCAUUGCUGUAGAAAAUAACGAUGCCAGCUCUUGAAGCUCAAGAUAUCUUAUCUGAGCGAGCCCCUCCAUUAUACUGGAGAAUUUUGUCAAAUCUUGCAAUUGUCUAAAUAUUACAACACUUUUGGACACUAGGUUAGCAUUGUUGCCUCCAUGGUACUAUUUUUUGUCUCCUCCCCUUGAAAUUUGUUGCAAUUACAACAGAAAUGAGCUUCAAAACAACAUUUUAGCUCUACUUUGUAUUUAUGAACAGAAGUGAUCACAGGUUAAGUUUACUGGUGGCCUCAGGAUAAUUGUUAUCGGCUGUAGCUUCAAGAUGCCGAGUCAAUCGGGUAAUUAUAAGCAAAUACGCAACCUAAUUAAGGUCAACUGCAGUUGUAUUUUAAUAACUUAUAGGGGGGAAAUGGAACCAAUUGG